AUUGAGGAGCUCAUCAGUUUAAGAAAUGGAAACACAGCUGUGUGUGGAUGGGAGCCAGAGUGAGAAAUCAGGCUGCAGGGGCUUGCUCUCUGUUUAGGGAUGGAAGAUCAGAGGCAUGUUGGCUUUGCAGAUACAAUGAGUCAAACAGUUACCAGCAGGUUCUGAGGAGACCAGGAAACUUUCAUCUGCUCUUCUGGCAGACCUGCAUUUUAAUGGGGAUUUAGAAGUUAAUUGCUAUGCAUUCCCCCAUUUGUAAGAGUAGUCCGGUAUGUUCUUACCUCCUCUGGAGGGUCUGGCAUGUAUUUGUUGAGACCAAUUGCUCCAGGUUAUCCGUUGCCAGAUUUUCUGCACCUUUUAGGGAGGGAAGAUCUUUGAGAUGAUUCACGCAUUUUAAAAAGUGCAGCCUUGUCUUUGGAUCAUCCUGCAUUUGCCUUGCUGUGUGCUCACGGUGUGUUAACUGGACUGCUCUCACUCCCACUUCCUUACCCGUAAUUUACCCCAUUGCACUGUGAGGCAAGUGAGUUACUACAAGUAAACACUUUCCAAUUGCUGCUUGGUACAUACGUCAUACUACAAAAGUACUGUUCUAAAAAAUAUAUGGUGAUCAUACUUUUACUUCAAACAACUGUCAUUUAUUGUUUGUGUACUUGGAGCUUUAAAUUUUGCCUAUGUGUUUAUAUUUACUGUUAGUCAAUUUCCUCUGAACUUAAUUAGCACCAUAAAGUAACAAAACACUCCCUAAAGAAUCUCCCUUCCCCCUCCCAAUCUCUGCUUCUUGGAGAGAGCUUCAUUGCACACCACAGCCUGCCACAUGCAUCAGUGAGAGGGCCAUCCACUAAGCAGCAUUAUUAAUACCUCCAGUUAAACCUUUUUUUUUCUUUUACUGUGAGAAAGGGAAGUAAAAUCAGUAAUAAAAGUAAUAGCCUUUAUUAGUGUGAGAAGCAAACACCAGCAUGAAACCUAAAUCCCUCCGUGGAGAAACGUCUGCCUAUCCUGUUAUCUAUACUCAAUUCUGUGUGUACUGUGGCCUUUUCUUACAUAUCGGCUAUGAAGAAUUGAGUUAUGUGAUGGCGUUUCAGACUGAUCUCUUAAAAUUGAUAAAUCGUAUCGUUUUUCCAAACGAAAGUAGCAACUGGCAGCAGGAUGGCUGAAUUAAGUGUUAAAUAGGAAGAUAGUACCUGUGGUAAUAAUUAGAGAAAGUGAACACAAAGAAACAUUUUACAUCAGAUGUACAUUUCUGUAGGAGAACAUUUGGCGAGCUUUCGAACUGGUUCAGAAUAAAGUCUGAAAAGUGGUGACGUUCAGAGCGGCAACAGUAGAAAUCACUGAAUCACUUUGUGUGUCAGUCGCACUGCCAGCACGGAUGGCUGCUUCCCUCCCCACCCCCUCUCUUUCCGCGGUUCACUGCAGGUCACAUGAUAGCUAUCACAUGACUCGGUCAAAGGAUCUUUUCCUCUUACAGCUUUGCAAAAAAAAAAAAAAAGGGCGAAACCGUUCUCCAAUUAAAGCUGCUAACGUGUACUACGCUGUUUCCUUGUUGGGUUUUCUUGUUUUCUGCUGCUACUGUAAAAACAAAAUGAGUGGUCCAGCUCAGGUUCCAAUGAUGUCCCCAAAUGGUUCUGUGCCUCCUAUUUAUGUGCCUCCUGGAUAUGCCCCACAGGUUAUUGAAGACAAUGGUGUUCGGCGAGUUGUUGUGGUUCCUCAGGCCCCAGAGUUUCACCCUGGGGGUCACACAGUCAUCCACCGCACUCCACAUCCUCCUCUUCCCGGUUUCAUUCCUGUCCCAACCAUGAUGCCCCCUCCAGCACGCCAUAUGUACUCCCCAGUCACCGGAGCUGGAGACAUGGCGACACAAUAUAUACCACAGUAUCAGUCUUCACAAGUGUAUGGAGAUGUAGAUGCUCAUUCUGCACAUGGAAGAUCCAAUUUUAGAGAUGAAAGAUCUAGUAAAACAUAUGAACGUUUGCAGAAGAAAUUAAAGGAUCGCCAAGGAACACAGAAAGAUAAAAUGAACAGCCCACCAUCAUCACCCCAGAAAUGCCCUUCUCCCACAAAUGAACAUAAUGGACUAAUAAAAGGACACAGUGCUAGUAGCACAAACACAGGCUCAGCGAAAAACAAGUCAGGGAAAGGAAGAAGUGCACAAGUUGAUGCAGAAAUAGAAGAAAAAGAUGAAGAAACUAAAGCAUUUGAAGCACUUCUUUCCAACAUUGACAAACCAGCUGCCUCAGACAUCCAGGCAAGGUCAAUAGUACUUACCUGGUCAGCACCUUCCAGCAUGGCUAAUGGCGAAACAGACGAAACUUCUGUACCAGAGCUCUAUGGUUAUGAAAUCCUGCUGUCUAGUUCUGGCAAAGAUGGGAAAUACAAAAGUGUAUAUGUAGGAGAAGAAACAAGUGUCACUCUGAAUGAUCUCAAACCAGCCACAGAUUACCAUGCAAAAGUGCAAGCAGAAUACAGUUCUAUGAAGGGAACUCCUUCAGAAGCUGAAAGCUUUACCACCUUGAGCUGUGAACCUGACAUCCCUAAUCCACCACGAAUAGCCAACCGGACCAAAAACUCACUCACUUUGCAAUGGAAGGCACCUAGUGACAAUGGUUCUAAAAUCCAGAGCUUUCUUUUAGAAUGGGAUGAGGGAAAAGGAAACGGAGAAUUUUGUCAGUGUUACAUGGGUGCACAGAAGCAAUUUAAAGUUACUAAACUGUCACCAGCAAUGGGCUGUAAAUUCAGACUAUCAGCCAAAAAUGAUUAUGGUACAAGUGGCUUUAGUGAAGAAGUGCUGUAUUACACCUCAGGCUGUGCCCCUUCCAUGCCAGCAAGUCCUGUGUUAACUAAAGCUGGAGUCACCUGGUUAUCCUUACAGUGGAGCAAGCCCUCUGGAACGCCAUCAGAUGAAGGAAUUUCUUAUAUUUUAGAGAUGGAGGAAGAAACUUCAGGGUAUGGUUUUAAGCCUAAAUAUGAUGGAGAAGAUCUUGCUUACACAGUGAAAAAUCUCAGACGAAGUACCAAGUAUAAGUUUAAGGUGAUUGCUUACAACUCCGAAGGUAAAAGCAAUCCAAGUGAAAUAGUGGAAUUUACUACCUGCCCUGACAAGCCAGGAGUACCUGUAAAACCUUCAGUUAAAGGAAAGAUACAUUCACACAGUUUUAAAAUAACUUGGGAUCCACCAAAAGACAAUGGAGGGGCAGCCAUCAAUAAGUACGUUGUGGAGAUGUCAGAAGGUCCUAAUGGAAACAAAUGGGAUAUGAUAUACAGUGGCGCUACUAGGGAGCAUCUUUGUGACCGACUGAAUCCAGGCUGUUUCUAUCGUUUACGAGUUUACUGCAUCAGUGAUGGAGGACAGAGUGCGGUCUCUGAGUGUUUACUGGUGCAGACUCCAGCUGUGCCUCCAGGCCCCUGCCUCCCUCCCAGAUUACAGGGUAGACCAAAAGCAAAAGAAAUACAGUUACGAUGGGGACUCCCGCUGGUUGAUGGUGGAUCACCCAUUUCCUGUUAUAGUUUGGAAAUGUCGCCUAUAGAAAAAGAUGAAUCCAGAGAAGUUUACCAGGGUUCUGAAUUGGAAUGUACAGUGAGCAGCCUUCUUCCUGGAAAGACAUAUAGCUUCCGACUGCGUGCAGCUAACAAAAUGGGGUUUGGACCAUUUUCAGAAAAAUGUGAUAUUACUACAGCCCCUGGGCCACCAGAUCAGUGCAAACCUCCUCACGUAACAUGCAGAUCUGCAACGUGUGCACAAGUCAACUGGGAGGUUCCUUUGAGUAAUGGAACUGAUGUCACUGAAUACCGACUGGAAUGGGGAGGAGUUGAAGGAAGUAUGCAGAUAUGUUACUGUGGGCCUAGCCUCAGUUAUGAAUUAAAAGGACUUCUACCAGCAACUACCUAUUACUGCAGAGUCCAGGCUCUGAGUGCUGUGGGCGCAGGUCCUUUCAGUGAUGUAGUGGCCUGUGUAACUCCACCAUCGGUUCCUGCCAUUGUGACUUGUCUUCAGGAAAUAAGUGAUGAUGAUAUCGAAGAUCCCCAUUACUCUCCUUCUACAUGCCUUGCGAUAAGCUGGGAAAAGCCUUGUGACCAUGGUUCAGAAAUCCUUGCCUACAGCAUAGACUUCGGAGAUAAACAGCCCUUGAGUGUGGGGAAGGUUACAAGCUAUAUUAUAGACAAUUUACAACCAGAUACAACAUACAGAAUACGAAUUCAAGCCUUGAAUAGCCUUGGAGCUGGUCCUUUCAGCCACAUGAUAAAGUUAAAAACUAAGCCCCUCCCUCCUGACCCACCUCGUCUGGAAUGUGUUGCCUUUAACCACCAGAACCUUAAGCUGAAAUGGGGAGAAGGAGCCCCAAAGACUUUGUCAACAGAUUCUGUCCAGUACCACCUUCAGAUGGAGGAUAAGAAUGGAAGGUUUGUGUCCUUGUACAGAGGACCGUGUCAUACAUAUAAAGUACAAAGACUGAAUGAGUCAACAUCAUACAAAUUCUGUAUCCAAGCGUGCAAUGAAGCCGGGGAAGGACCCCUCUCCCAAGAAUAUAUUUUCACUACUCCAAAAUCUGUCCCAGCUGCCCUAAAAGCCCCCAAAAUAGAGAAAAUAAAUGAUCACGUUUGUGAGAUUACAUGGGAGUGUUUACAGCCAAUGAAAGGUGAUCCAGUUAUUUAUAGUCUUCAAGUUAUGAUGGGAAAAGAUUCAGAAUUCAAACAGAUUUACAAAGGCCCCGAGUCAUCUUUCCGGUAUGCCAGCCUCCAGCUCAACUGUGAAUAUCGCUUCCGCGUGUGCGCCAUUCGCCAGUGCCAAGACCCUGCAGGGCACCAGGACCUUGUCGGCCCCUACAGUACCACCGUGCUCUUCAUGUCUCAGAGGACUGAGCCACCUGCUAGCACCCCCAGGGACUCUGUGGAGAGUACCAGGAGCCAGCGGGCGCUCAGCGACGAGCAGUGUGCCGCGGUCAUCCUGGCACUGUUCGCGAUCUUUUCCAUCCUGAUUGCCUUUAUCAUUCAGUACUUUGUAAUCAAGUGAAAAUAUAACUUUAUUUUUUAACACUGUAUUACAUUUUAUUUUGUCAUAUACUAAAAUUAUUUCUGUGUUGCUUUUACAAAAACAGUGGCAUUUAGCACUGGCAUUGAGACUACAGCACAUCGUUUUUGUCAUUUUCAGUGCUUAUAUUGUUAGAUAGAGGCUGGCACUUUAUUACAAGACAAGCCAGAGAAAUAUCAGUUAUGGGAUGGGGGGUUUUUUUUGUGUUUUUAUUUGGGGUUUUUUUUUUCCCAUUUUUAUUUCCUUUUUUUUUUUUUUUUUUUUUUUUUACUGACAUGCUUCCCAUAGAACAAACUUUGUAAGAGGCAACAAUUUAUAAUUGAUAUUUUGACCAAUCUGCGUGAGUGUAAUAGUAAUAACCUGAUCUAUUUGUUUUGAAGAUUACCAAGUGAAAAAUUGGGAAUGGAUAGAAUUUACACUAAAUGCUAUAUGAAAACGUUCCAGUCUGAUGCUGUGAAAGCAAUCUAGUGCUAUAUUUCUACCUCCUCAUUUGUCUUAAUUAUUUGGUAAAUGGGAUUAUGAUGAAUAACUGGAGGGGCUUAGCAGACAAAAACUGGAUGAAAGGAUAUGCAUGAAAAAAGAAACUUCUGUUUGAUAAGUGUGGAGUUCUUCACGACAAGUAAAGCUACAUGAGGCUGCAGAUGAGUCACCUAGGAAAGCACAGGCAUUGAACUUGGCCUAAAAAUAUUUUAAUGUUUACUCAAAAAGUACCUCUUCUUGGAAUAUGGAAAAGAACAGAAGGCUUUUAGAUACGUUUUGUUUUAAAGUAAUAAAAAUCAAUUCUGAAUUUCAAACCUAAUUAUUUGUUUUAGGAGCCUUUAAGCUAUAUGUAGAUGUAUACAACGUUCUACAACGGUAUACACCUACAUAUAACUUAUAUAGAUUAAACAUAUCCGGUGUAAGAAUACAGAUACACACUGAGUCCCUUCUAUUUGCUACAAGUUAAUUUUUGGAGAACUCCCCUCAAAGUUUUGCUGCUUCUCCCAUUAACUACUGCCAUCACCAUCAGAAUUCAUAAUCAGGCCUAACUUUUUUGUUUGGGGCACCAAAUCAAAAGACAAAAUUAAUUUGCACCAGUAAACUUCAGGCUGCUUUCUUUCUGGAAAAACUAAUAUUUAAUGUAUAAUGUCUGUUUGGAUACUGUUCCAAAUUGUUGAUUGCAUGUGGUUAAUGUUGCAUUAGAGCACUUUGCAAUUGCAUAAUUCAUUAAUGUUCUGUGAGCUUGUGUUUGUGAGUUAUUGGAUGAUCAUUCUGAAUUUUGUCAAGUAUCCCAUUGUACAUCUUGCCUAGACGUCAAUGAUAAUACAGUUGUAAUGAAACUCUCUGAAUUCCUUGUUUCAUCACAUGUUAUCUGUAAAACACCUGUAACUAGCUUCUUAAUUUAUUAUUUGAAUUUUAGGAUAGUGCAUCACUAACUUUUAGUUGCUGAUGUUAGCAUUUUAGUGAUUACUAAGCACUUCUGUCAGUCUUUGAUAAAGGAACGUAUGUUUUGUGCUUUGAAGAUCGCUGAAGAAUUUCCCUUAUAAUAGAAUGGGCAUGUAUUGUAAAUGUUUAAUAUCAAAUGAUCUGUGCUGUAGAGAAAACAUUAACCUUUGUUCAAAAAAGAAACGGAUAAACUUGGCCUUUCCGAGUGGUAAGAAUGAUCUGUCACUAUAAUAUACUGUAUGUUUACAUUUUAUUUAAUCUGUUAUGUAUAGGGUGAUAAUCUUUCCCCAACAAAACAGUGAUUGCGAUUGUUUUCUAGAAACUUCUUAAAAGUGCCACAUUUGGCAGUACAAAUGAGUUUGAGUGUAAUAGCCCAGAGAUUUCUAUAUAGUUGAAUGUCUAAAAUGGUAAAAUGUACCACUGUGGCAAGUUGCAGUGGCUUAUGUUUUUCAUAGUAAUUCAAAUGAAUUCCUAUUUUUGAUAGUAAAUGUCAUUUAAUAGUAUACUUGCCAUUUGAGCCUCACUGCAAAAUUAGUGCAGAGGAGAAAACAAUUUUUAAUGUAAUCUUGAUUUUACCUCAUAUACUGUACAUUCCAAAAACUCUAAACUUUUUAAAGAUUAUAGAUACACUACCAAACAUAUCAUCUUAAAAUUGUAAAAGGUUGAGCUUCAUACAAAUGAAAUAUAAUCUCAUAAAAAUAAGUAAACUAUGUAGCAAAGGUAUCUUUAAAAUCCAUGGAAAAUAAAAGUUGUAUCAUUCUUUUUUGA
This is a messenger RNA of Ochotona curzoniae (black-lipped pika), 7213 nucleotides long. It is a transcript of the gene FNDC3A, whose product is annotated as fibronectin type III domain containing 3A. Bases 1364 to 5002 code for a protein of 1212 amino acids. Lineage: Eukaryota; Metazoa; Chordata; Mammalia; Lagomorpha; Ochotonidae. The transcript is spliced from 24 exons. The record is from RefSeq and is a predicted model, not a curated record. Gene Ontology annotation, molecular function: protein binding.